Messenger RNA from Fraxinus pennsylvanica, 1083 nucleotides. The record is from the annotation of a GenBank genome assembly. NCBI's taxonomy places the organism in Eukaryota, Viridiplantae, Streptophyta, Magnoliopsida, Lamiales, Oleaceae.
AUGGGAGCAGCGGGCUCGAAACUGGAGAAGGCAUUGGGAGACCAAUUCCCCGAAGGUGAACGAUAUUUCGGUCUUGAGAAUUUCGGCAACACUUGCUAUUGUAACAGCGUCCUCCAGGCUCUUUAUUUCUGUGUUCCAUUUCGUGAGCAGUUGCUAGAAUAUUAUGCGAACAACAAAAAUCCUUGUGAUGCAGAAGAAAAUCUCUUGACAUGCUUAUCAGACUUAUUUUUACUGAUAAGCUCGCAAAAGAAAAAAACUGGUGUCAUUGCUCCUAAGCGUUUCGUCCAGAGAUUGAAGAAGCAACAUGAAGUUUUCCGCAGCUUUAUGCAUCAGGAUGCCCAUGAAUUCCUGAACUAUUUGCUAAAUGAACUGGCUGACAUAUUAGAAAAAGAGGCCCGUGUCGCUAAGAGUGAUCAUGAAACUUCAUCUCAAUCUGAAAAGGUUACUAAUGGGUGUAUUACUUCUAACGGUCCUCAAAAGGAGCCUCUGGUCACCUUGGUGCACAAAAAUUUUCAGGGUAUAUUGACAAAUGAAACAAGGUGCUUGUGUUGUGAGACAGUGACGGCAAGGGAUGAAACGUUUCUUGACUUGAGCCUUGAUAUUGAACAGAACAGUUCAAUUACAAGCUGUCUGAAAAAUUUUAGCUCAACUGAGACUUUAAAUGCCGAGGACAAAUUUUUUUGUGAUAAAUGCUGCAGUUUGCAAGAGGCCCAAAAGAGAAUGAAGAUAAAAAGGCCCCCUCACGUCCUGGUCAUCCAUUUGAAGAGAUUCAAAUACAUUGAACAGCUUAACAGGCAUAAGAAGCUAUCUUAUCGCGUUGUCUUCCCUCUUGAGUUGAAACUGAGCAAUACAGUCGAGGAUGCAGAUGCUGAGUAUUCCCUAUUUUCUGUAGUAGUCCACGUGGGGAGUGGGCCCAACCACGGACACUAUGUCAGCCUCGUGAAAAGUCACAACCACUGGUUAUGUUUUGAUGACGAAAAUGUGGAGAUGAUUGAUGAAUCUGCUAUUCAGACUUUCUUCGGAUCAGCACAAGAAAGUUUAGCCUCGACCAGUGCCACUCCAAUUUUGGUUGAAAUGAAAUGA